This is a messenger RNA of Thyridium curvatum, 1095 nucleotides long. RefSeq lists its product as uncharacterized. The record is from RefSeq and is a predicted model, not a curated record. The transcript is spliced from 2 exons. Bases 1 to 1095 code for a protein of 364 amino acids. NCBI's taxonomy places the organism in Eukaryota, Fungi, Ascomycota, Sordariomycetes, Thyridiales, Thyridiaceae.
AUGGAACCCCGCCCCCCCAGCACUCGGCCGAUCGAUCUCCUUGCAGGUCGUGAGGAUAUCCAGUUCUUACACCCAGGAUACCCUCACCCAACUAAUCUCCUUCUCAAACUCCCACGACUCGAUCAAGCUGAGCCUACAGAAUUCGGUGUCCAUCAUGCAACAGCUCUACUCGCCUGUCAGCUCAUCGCUGCAAAUCAGUUCACUGGCUAUCUUAUAGAUGAGCACCAAGAGCCUGUCACCCAAGAUGUUGUUGUUCUAUUAGGUCGGAAAUACUUCUUUGUUGUGAAUGGCGACGAUCAAUAUCCAGUCGUACCAAGUUUCAACGACUGGCAAUUCCCCCACGACAACCAACCAAGCUGGCCACCGAUCCCAAGUACACCUAUAGCCACAGAUGCGUGCUGUAUCACUGCAAACUUGCAUGCUUUGGAAAAGGCUUAUAUCAUUCCAAGAGAGGCCCAGCCAUGGUAUUCAGAGAAUGGAAUGAUGGCCUACUCAACGACAGUCUUGGGCAUUGAUGAUCCAGACAAUCUUCUCCCCAUGCGCUCUGACAUCCAUUGCAUCUUUGAUGAUCGAUGGUUUGUUAUUGUCCCUAAGCAUAACGACUAUCGGGUUUAUUGUAUCGACAGGCGAGCUGGAGCUCUUGACAUCCAUAAUAUCCCACUUCAAGGCUUACGGGGAAAUAUACGACCACUUCUCCUGGCUCGGUUUGCAUGGGCUAUACUUCUACAAGUCAAAUUAUUCAUUACAUUAGGCCAUACUCGAAAGGUGAAAAUCUUCAAUCAUUCAGACUGCAAGUGGGAGACAUUGGAAAUGUCAGGGGUGGACUUACGCGCCCGAUACAGCGGUGGAGGAUCAAAAGCUUCAAGCCCGGCAGCCACUCGAUCGAAGAGACCUUACCAAGCUACAACUAUGGACAGGGAUGACUGGGAUAGGGAUGACUGGGAUACAGUAUCAAAUGAGAGACGUAUCCAAAACUGGAUUGGCGAGACAGCAGUAGAGCAAGAACUAGAAGCCUCUGUCUCAGAGUUGGUACGAGGGGUUUACCCGGUCGAGAAGACCCGGCUGGCUUCCGACAGCAGAAUUAUCAUCGACUAG